This is a messenger RNA of Ostertagia ostertagi, 198 nucleotides long. The record is from the annotation of a GenBank genome assembly. NCBI's taxonomy places the organism in Eukaryota, Metazoa, Nematoda, Chromadorea, Rhabditida, Trichostrongylidae.
AUGCCGAAAAGAGAAGAAGCAAAUCAAGGAACGAAUGUGAUCUUGGUUGUUCGAGGCUGCCACACCGCUGUCACUACGGUGGUUUCUAAUCGAACAAGUUCUCUCGGUGGUGGGUCGUACUGUGAAUACGAUGCAACUCAUCCGAUGGCGAACAGCAAAGGGGAGCAAGUCUCAGUUAGAGCUCUGUCUGAAUUCUGC